UUUAAAAAAAAUUAUGCCCUCUAAGAAAGGAUCCUAUGUCAACUACCUCAUUUGUAGUAAGCCUGAAAUUAAAACUGGGAAGAGUGCUGGGAAUAAAGCAAAGGAGUUUUUGUGGGCCGCCCAAACCAGAGGUGCUUGAACAACUUGUCUUAAGAAAAGAGGAAGGAGCUCUCAAAUGCUGUGUCAAUUCAGGGACUCAGUAGAACAAUGGAAUACCGUUCUGAGGUAGAAAAUUUGGAUGAAGAUGGUUAUACUCGUUUAGACUUCAGCUCUCAAGGCGUCACUGGGAGACAUGCGGUCUCAGAGAAAGGAACUUGUGCUACGUCUCCUUAUUGGCGUCCCAUUGCCGUGACCUUGGGAAUCCUAUGCUUGGUAAUACUGGUGACAGCUGUGGUCCUGGGUACCACGGCUAUUUGGAGACCCAAUUCAGAAAGCAACCCAUUGAAGAAUGACAACUUUCCAUCAAGAAAUAAAGAGAACUACAGUCAACCCACACAAUCAUCUUUAGAAGACAGUGUGGCUCCUACCAAGGCUCUCACAACCACAGGAGUUUUUUCCAACUCUUGUCCUCCUAACUGGAUCAUACAUGAGAACAACUGUUAUCUAUUUAGGACAUCAUUAGCUUCCUGGAAUAGCAGUAAAAAACAAUGCUCUCAACUGCACUCUAAUCUCCUGAAGAUAGACAGUGAAAAAGAACUGGAAUUCAUAAUGAAGCAAGCGUCUUCUCAACCCGAUAAUUCAUUUUGGAUAGGGCUUUCUCGCCAUCAUACUGAAGGACCAUGGCUCUGGGAGGACGGCUCGAGAUUAUCUUCUGACUUGUUUCAGAUCAGAAGCACAGAAAUUCAAGAAAACUCAUCUCACGAUUGCGUGUGGAUUCACCUAUCAAUAAUUUAUGACCAACUUUGUAGUUUGCCUUCAUACAGUAUUUGUGAGAAGAAGUUGUCAAUAAAAUGACGAGGCUGUUGAUGUAAAGAACAGAGAGAAGUAUGUAACAGCCAGAAGGGCAAAAA
Messenger RNA from Felis catus (domestic cat), 1010 nucleotides. RefSeq names its product C-type lectin domain containing 7A (gene CLEC7A). The record is from RefSeq and is a predicted model, not a curated record. The transcript has 7 exons. Bases 208 to 954 code for a protein of 248 amino acids. Gene Ontology annotation, molecular function: pattern recognition receptor activity; (1->3)-beta-D-glucan binding. Gene Ontology annotation, cellular component: cell surface. Gene Ontology annotation, biological process: positive regulation of wound healing; positive regulation of lymphocyte activation; positive regulation of cell population proliferation. Lineage: Eukaryota; Metazoa; Chordata; Mammalia; Carnivora; Felidae.